Molecule: messenger RNA, 2165 nt
Organism: Phragmites australis (common reed)
Lineage: Eukaryota; Viridiplantae; Streptophyta; Magnoliopsida; Poales; Poaceae
Product: long chain base biosynthesis protein 2d
Exons: 12
Coding region: 271-1737 (488 amino acids)
Biological process (GO): sphingosine biosynthetic process; ceramide biosynthetic process
Cellular component (GO): serine palmitoyltransferase complex
Molecular function (GO): pyridoxal phosphate binding; serine C-palmitoyltransferase activity
Source: RefSeq, a predicted model, not a curated record
CCCCCCCCCCCAAUCCAGAUUCCGCCCAAUAUAUUACUAUUCCAAUCUGAUCAGCAUCGCAGAUUCGUUAGUCGUAUUAGUUUAUCAAUUAAUCAGUCGCCACCCUUUCGUCGCCAUUAACGACCGCUUCCACUCCCCCUCCACGGUAGCCUGCCACCGCGUGGGUUGGCGGCUACAAAUCCCACUCCCGCCGCCGCCGCCGCCUCCACCACUGCCGUGUGCUGCACUGAGGGAGGGGAGGGGAGGGAAGGGAAGGGAAAAGGAAGGAGGAUGGUGCGGCUCCCGUACGUGACCGCGCUCACCACGCUCUUCAGCUACGGCCUCCUCUUCGCCUUCGGCCAGCUCCGCGACUUCUUCCGCAGGAUCCUCGACGCCCGCAAGCCCAACAACCUCAAGGGUUACGCGCCGAUUUGCUUGGGCCUGGAGGAUUUCUACACGCGCCGCCUCUAUCUCCGCAUCCAGGACUGCUUUUGCCGGCCAAUUGCCAGUGCGCCGGAUGCUUGGUUCGAUGUGGUUGAGCGCUACUCAAAUGACAGCAACAAGACACUCCACUGUACCACAAAAACAACCAAAUGCCUUAACUUGGGUUCCUAUAACUACCUUGGUUUUGCUGCUGCUGAUGAGUACUGCACCCCUCGUGUUAUUGAGUCGCUGAAGAAAUACUCUGCUAGCACUUGCAGUGUUCGAGUUGAUGGAGGCAACACUAAGCUGCACACAGAGCUUGAAGAGCUGAUUGCAAGAUUUGUUGGUAAGCCUGCGGCUAUUCUUUUUGGUAUGGGUUAUGUGACAAACUCUGCGAUCAUUCCUGCUCUUAUUGGGAAGGGGGGGCUGAUAAUUAGUGAUUCACUGAAUCAUAAUUCAAUAGUCAAUGGAGCUAGAGGUUCAGGGGCCACUGUUCGGGUCUUUCAGCAUAACAAUCCUGCACACUUGGAAGAGGUAUUGAGAGAGCAGAUUGCAGGAGGCCAGCCUCGUACACACAGGCCAUGGAAGAAAAUUAUCGUGAUUGUUGAGGGAAUUUAUAGCAUGGAGGGGGAGCUAUGCAAACUCCCUGAGAUUAUUUAUGUCUGCAAGAAAUACAAGGCUUACACAUAUUUAGACGAGGCACACAGUAUUGGAGCUAUUGGGAAAACAGGGAGAGGUGUAUGCGAGCUUCUAGGAGUAGAUCCAGCUGAUGUUGACAUUAUGAUGGGUACAUUUACAAAAUCAUUUGGAUCAUGCGGAGGUUACAUUGCUGCAUCAAAAGAGAUUAUUCAUCAUCUGAAGAAUACAUGCCCAGCCCAUAUUUAUGCAACAUCCAUGUCACCUCCAGCGGUCCAGCAGGUUAUUUCGGCUAUAAAGGUUAUCCUAGGGGAAGAUGGAACUAACAGAGGGGCCAAGAAACUUGCUCAUAUUCGAGAGAACAGCAAUUUCUUCCGUUCAGAGCUUCACAAAAUGGGUUUUGAGGUUCUUGGAGAUAAUGACUCACCCGUCAUGCCUAUCAUGCUUUACAAUCCUGCUAAAAUUCCUGCAUUCUCAAGGGAAUGCCUGAGGCAAAAUGUUGCUGUUGUUACUGUUGCAUUUCCUGCCACGCCACUUCUACUUGCCAGAGCUAGGAUAUGUAUCUCAGCUUCCCACUCCAGGGAAGAUCUCAUUAAAGGAUUGGAGGUUAUCAGCAAAGUUGGUGAUCUCGUGGGUAUCAAAUACUUUCCGGUUGAGCAAGAAAAGACCACGGCUGUUGAGAAACUGAAGAAGAUUUAAUGAACAGUCUGCUUCUGUUGUGCUAGGUUUACUGGGUCAUCCUUGUAGUUCAUCAUGUGCCUCGGUUUGGCCCUUCUGUGCACCUCAGGGCAACUUUUUGUGUACUUUUGUUUCUGAAGCAAUUUAGAUUUUGUACAGUGUGUAUCUUUUUUUAGGUAACAGUAGAGGAAACUCCUACUGUAGAAAAAUAUAUAUUAAAAAUAAAAAGAAAGAAUUGUACCAAAACAACAAAACCAGAAAGAAGGGAAGCGCCCGGACUGUAAAGGAAGCAACAACUCAAGAACAGACGCGCAGAAGAACUAGCUAAAAAAAGAAAUCCAGUCCAAAAACUUAGGCCUUUUGCCUUCUUUAAAUCUGUGGGAUUGCAACAGAGAUUCCUUUUUGAAGUUAUUUUGCCAAAGUUGGAAAUUUGGCAGUUUUUGUUCAAA